AUGCUCCGAAGAAGCCUGCAGGCACCCAGGCCCGACGAGCCUUAUCUGACUGAAGGCCAUGAUGUGAUCCCUAAGAUCGAAGAAGCUCUUGGGCGAAAUAAGGGCAAGGGCGAUAUGCUGCGUAUAAUGGCCAUGGAUAUCGGAGAGGCCUGGUUUAAUAAGGAUGAUGCCAGCCGCGUCAGGAUGGCGAUCUUUGGUUGCGAGAUCCUCCUGCUUAUAUGGUCUAUCGCGAUGUCUGGGAUGGAAGCGGGGUAA
Messenger RNA from Fusarium redolens, 255 nucleotides. RefSeq lists its product as uncharacterized. The record is from RefSeq and is a predicted model, not a curated record. The transcript has a single exon. Bases 1 to 255 code for a protein of 84 amino acids. Lineage: Eukaryota; Fungi; Ascomycota; Sordariomycetes; Hypocreales; Nectriaceae.